Messenger RNA from Protopterus annectens (West African lungfish), 1287 nucleotides. Its product is annotated as adenosine receptor A3-like. Gene Ontology annotation, molecular function: G protein-coupled receptor activity. The record is from RefSeq and is a predicted model, not a curated record. The transcript has a single exon. The coding region runs from base 106 to 1287 and encodes 393 amino acids. NCBI's taxonomy places the organism in Eukaryota, Metazoa, Chordata, Ceratodontiformes, Protopteridae. Gene Ontology annotation, cellular component: membrane. Gene Ontology annotation, biological process: G protein-coupled receptor signaling pathway.
GACCUAACCAGUGCUGCAAUGUGAAUUCAUUUGUGCAUGGAGAAGUCAGCACCUUAUUGAAAAAGUAAAAGUUUCUGUUGACGUGCAAGGCUUGAAUGUUUUGAGAUGAUCUUCUCACCAGUGGAGAUUAAUGAUACUAGCAUUAACUGCAGUACUCCAAGCUACUUAAAGCUGAGUGAUGCCGUGAAAAUCUCUGCUAUGCUUCUGCUGAUUGUUGCCAUCAUACUGGGAAACAUGUUAAGUCUUCUGGUCUUUCUUAGCUGUAAACAGUUUCACUCUCCACAAGGAUACCUGAAAACCUCCUUAGCUUUGGCGGAUCUUAGUGUUGGAGUUUUGGUUGUACCUUAUUCAGCCUACACGGAAAUAAAUGAAAGCUUCAGCAGCAACUGUGAACAGAACAGUGACUCUAUAGCUGUCCACACGAUUAAUCCAUGUGUUCUCCUUGGACCCAUUUUCGCGGGUUGCACUUUUGUAUCCAUCACAACUAUAUUUUUGCUGUCUAUUGAACGGGGCGUUGCAGUACUGAAACCUUUGCAUAAAAAAGUUGUGAUUACUAAACGCAGGACACUGAGUAUGGUGAUUACUUCUUGGAUACUAAGUUUCAUUGUAGCGGUCACCCCCACUGUUGCCAACCGGGAGAUUACUCUGAAAUACAGCUCUUGCAGUAAAAUGUGCAACUACGUAUUGGUUUCUGGGGGGCAGCCAACUGCAGACUGGAACAUAAUGCUUCUUUUUCCUGUGCUGGAUUUUUUUCUCCUUUGUGGUACCUUGGCACUAAACCUCCUCACGUUUUCUGUAAUUAGGCAGUACAAUAAAACUAGGUUACAGCUGUCCGAAUAUGAUGUCCAGAUUGCUUCCAGCAGACCGUCAUUUGCUGACCUAGCAGCUGCAAAGACUAUUGCUAUUCUGACUUUUGCCUUUUUAGGAUCCUUUGGCUUUAUAACAGUGUUUGUGGUGGGGUCUGUGAUUGGGUACAAGUGGUGUGAGUUUAGUUUUUAUGCAUUUUGGAUUCUAACAUCCAACAGUUGUUGGAACGUAAUUAUUUACAGCAUUCGGGACCCCAAAUUUCGCAUGGGAGUCAAGGAAACGUUCUUUGGCAAGCAAGUGCAGUGUUCUCCAAGCUACCCCCAAAACGUACAAAAUAAGAACAGACCAGUCGAGACUUCUGAUCACUGUGUAAUUGUAAAAAUAUAUAUUUCAGCAAAGAAAGGUAAUUCGUUCACUGUCUUGCACAGUAAUAAAUUAGUUGCAUCAAAUGCAACUUAUAAUACAAAUGAAGGGAGAUGA